Molecule: messenger RNA, 432 nt
Organism: Peronospora matthiolae
Lineage: Eukaryota; Oomycota; Peronosporomycetes; Peronosporales; Peronosporaceae
Source: the annotation of a GenBank genome assembly
AUGGAGAUCGAGCUCGCUUAUGGUGAAUCUCGCGGAUACUGGAAACAUUAUUCACCCGGGGAGUGGUUCAAACAAGCGAAAGCCGUUGGCAAGAUCAACAACGUAAAAGCUACUCUGUUAUUUGAUUCUGGUGCUGAAGUGUCGAUCAUUGACACCACCUUUGCUCGUGAGGUCGGUUGCAAUAUUGACGAAAGUCAACGACAAGAAUGUAUCGGGAUUGGAGAAACUCCGUACAUGACGGUAGGACGUACCAAGAUCAAGGUGACCCUCGCGGGAUCGCUGGUAUACUAUUUCAAUGUAUGGGUAGGCGAUCUGGCAGGGCAAGAAGCGAUUCUGGGUAUGGAUUUUAUGGUGCCUGCUGGAGUGCGGCUCGUGAUGAACUUUAGACUUCUUGGUCCGAGUGCAAAACGCAAAGUGAAUAUAUAUUUAUAA